CUAUAAUAUAUUUAUAUUUUUUCUAUAAUCUAAUUGCAUUUCUUUAGCUCAAGAAUUUAGUUUCAUAGCUAUUAGCAGAAAACCUUCUAGUGGUGAAUGAUGGCAACUUUAUCUCCUCUGCAGACUACUUUUUCAGGAAAUUCAGCCAAGAUUUGCGCAGUCUCAGGCUCUGGCUCAUUCGCUCUAUCGAAACCUGCGGGCUCAAGAGUGGCAUCGUGGAAUUGUAGCCAGAAGAAAAAGAACAAGAGAUCAUUGACAGUAGUUGCAGCAGUUGGAGAUGUAUCAGCUGAUGGCACAACUUAUCUAAUUGCAGGUGCAGCUGCUAUUGCCCUAAUCGGAACUGCCUUUCCCAUCCUGUUCUCCCGCAAGGAUCUGUGCCCGGUGUGUGACGGAGCGGGUUUUGUGAGGAAGGCAGGAGGAGGGGUGUUGAGGGCGAAUGCUGCUAGGAAAGACCAGGCUCAGAUUGUUUGUACCAACUGCAAUGGCCUUGGCAAGCUCAACCAAGUUGACAAAUAAGUAUCAAUUACAAUUGCAUUCUACUGUAUCUGUAAUUCAGUAUUCUUACAUCCUGUGUAAUAGAUUUGUUACUGUAAUCAAGCCUCAUUCUCUCUCCUUUGUCCUUUCUUUCUUACUAAUAGAGUGAUCAUGGCUUGAGAGACUUUUUUUUAAGAGGUGGCUUGAGAGACUUAAAUAUGUGACGACUUAUAUUUUGUUAA
Mercurialis annua (annual mercury) is the source of this 716-nucleotide messenger RNA. RefSeq lists its product as uncharacterized. Gene Ontology annotation, cellular component: chloroplast thylakoid membrane. The record is from RefSeq and is a predicted model, not a curated record. Bases 97 to 516 code for a protein of 139 amino acids. NCBI's taxonomy places the organism in Eukaryota, Viridiplantae, Streptophyta, Magnoliopsida, Malpighiales, Euphorbiaceae. The transcript has 2 exons.